Messenger RNA from Hermetia illucens (black soldier fly), 1905 nucleotides. RefSeq names its product nucleoporin NUP100/NSP100-like. Lineage: Eukaryota; Metazoa; Arthropoda; Insecta; Diptera; Stratiomyidae. The transcript has 3 exons. The record is from RefSeq and is a predicted model, not a curated record. Gene Ontology annotation, molecular function: metal ion binding. Bases 398 to 1831 code for a protein of 477 amino acids.
CCCCGGUCCGGACGCAGAGUUCACCAACACGACGAGUCGCUUGUACACAAAACAUUUCCCUCCGCUUUCCCUGAAGCGUGAAAAACACGCGAGACUUCCUGAAAAUCCUCAAUUUUCCGAUUUCAUCGGGCGGACCCGCUCCUGCGGGAAACUGGGACCCUCGAGAGUGACGUGACCAUCGCCAGGAGCCGUGCUGGCAUUUUCACGGCGGAAAACGGACCCGAAACGAAGAAAAGACGGAAAACAUGUCCGCGUUCAUGAAAUGAGAGUUUGAGGCAGCUACUGGCGGGUGUUUGGUGCCGGUUGGUUAUCUUAGCGACGUUUUUGUUUUUUAAUUGAAUAAAGUCCUUUCAAAUAAACGGAUAAAGUGAUUGCUCGAGUUUUGAAUUAAUUUAAGAUGGUUCUGUGCCAAUAUUACUUGAACAACAGUUGUCGCUUCGGAUCAAAGUGCGUCAACGACCAUUUCGAUGUCAGGCAACUAAUCAAAAGCGAAGUAGAGGCCGCCCUAAAGGGGACACAAUGGCCCCUUUCCUGCUUCGGCCCGUUCAAGGAAAAGCCAUGUUUGUCGAAUUUUAUAAACGAUCAAUCCUUCGAGGAAAUCCGCUACCUUUGCUACGAAGCGAAAAAACAAAACAAUCUUCCAGCUUACGCCCAGCAAUUCACCCAAGAGGUCAUGAAUGCCCAGAACAGAAUGAAAGCGCUUCUAGCCUUGAACCGUGACGUUAUCGAGGCGGUAGUCAACCUGUACAACAGCCAAGACCCGAACGCGGCUCCACAGGCGCAGAAGAGCAAUCCCUUCUCGCUGGGUGGCGGCUUCGGUGCCCAACAAGCGAACAAUACAAAUUCGAUCUUUGGAAAUAGCUCAGCGUCCGCGAAUAAUUCUUUUGCAAGUUCUGGUUUUGGCAGUACUGUCCAGAAUGCAGGGCAGCAGAUGCCAGUAACCAGCUCCGGGAGCAUAUUCGGCCAAUCUGGAUUUGGAGGCACCAACAACGCCAACGCUUUCGGUGCAGCAAACAAUUCGAUUUUCGGAGGAAAUCAGCCACAGCAACAGCAGCAGCCCCAACAAACUAAUGCAUUUGCACUUCCCCAACUCGGUGGGACGCAGCAAAAUAAUCAAGCAAGCAACGUAUUCGGAAUGACGGGAGCGAAUAAUGCCUUUGGGGCCCUUCAACCGCCUAACGCAUUCGGAGCACAAAAUCAAGCUCCACAAACUAAUUUGUUCGGGCAGCAGAACAACCAGAUGCAGUCAACGGGGUUGUUUGGCCAGGCCGCCCAGCAGCAGCAACAGCAGCCCCAGCUCCAAGCACAACCCCAGAAUUUGGCCUUCGCACAACCGGCACAAAAUCCAAAUAUCUUCGGCGGUUCACAACCGACUUCCAGUGCCUUCAGCCAACCAACGACUACCCCAACUUCAGGGCAGAGUAUUUUCGGCAACGCCAUGUCCCAAGCUCCGCAACAGCAGAAUAUAUUCGCUGCUCAGGCUCAGAUUCAACAACAACAACAACAGCAGCAGCAACCGGUCGGCUUCGGAGGUCAACCGACUAAUGCUUUUGGAGUAGCACCUAUACAACAGCAACAGCAACCCGAUGCAGGCGCUCCUGGAGGAGUGUUUGGUGGUGUUCCUGGUCAACCGAACGCUUUCCAGCAGAACAGCAUGCAGCCAUUCGGCCAACAAAACAACGCAGCCGGAGCGAAUAUGUUUGGUGAUAUCCCAGAUUCCGUUUAUAGCAAAAUGGAAGAUUUAACCCCGGAAGCGUUAGAAGCAUUCAAAGCACCGGAAUUUGUGCUAGGGAAGCUGCCGACGAUGCCGCCACCGAGAGAGUUAUGCUGAACAUGAAAUUAUUUUCAUUUUAUUUUUGUUUUUGUUGAUAUUUUGUUGUAAUAUAUAAAGUUAGUCUCCAGGAA